AUGUCGGAAAAUAUCCACGUCUCCAGUGACGAACGCAACACCAGGCACGGGAAACAAUCUCGAUCGCAGGGCGAUCACCAAGAACAAAGUGGGAAACAACAACAGCAGCAGCAACGAAGUGACUACGAGCCAAUAUAUGAAAACCUUGAUCAACAUCUGUACCGAGUUGCACAUUUUUGUGCGGCAGGGCAAGCGCUUCUAUGGCUGAAUGUCUCCGAUUGGUGCUAUCGGGAUCUGCGCGUCUCAAAGGAGAAAGCCGAUGGAAGCAAAGAGCACGUACCAGCACCCGACUGGCAAAGACGAACGCUUGGCACAUUCUGUCUAGCUGUCGGCGUAUUAUUCGCCGGUGGAGUGCAUUUCUGGUCCGCUAAACGCGUACGACGGAUCACACCUCUGAAGGACGGUUUCGUCAAGAUCGAGACGAGCAAUCUGGUGGGCAGGCAGGCGGUAGUGGUACCGUGUAAAGACUUGAGGAGUAUACAAUCUGCAGCUGCUGUUGCGAAAAGCACGACGGGACAGAUAACUCUACAGAGUAACGCGCAUCGCAUGCCAUUUUUGGUGGACAGAGGGGGCGACUUCUAUUCCGCCGAGCUGUUCGAUAAGCUAUUCCACCGCGCUUAGGCCGCGGGCUAUCAUCGUAUACCGAGCAGCACAACAGCACAGCUUUUCCGCAACGCUUCGUGACAUUAUCACACCUAUUCAUGGAAUCUGCCGUCUCACGAACGGAAUUUAUGGGACCGCAAGGUAGUGCAGAGACUUCCCAUUUAUGUGAAAAUAUAAUAAUAUCUAUCGCACGCGCUACUCUGUUGAAGAGUGCUUCAAGGAAAAGAAAAAAUUGAUCACGUCCUCCAGUCUUUCGUCCAAAAAAGAAUUCGCCACCAUGGCUCAAUUGUCGUCUUCCAAAAAUGGGGUUGUUCCACAAUUAUGUUGUUGGAACGCAUUCCAGCUUACCAAGCCAUUCCAUCAUCCGCGCUGGGCCUCACUAGCGGACUAGUCGCAAACAACCCCUCUUGUUCAUCCUUUCGUGCACUCAAGGGAUGGGUGUUUC
Molecule: messenger RNA, 1048 nt
Organism: Fimicolochytrium jonesii
Lineage: Eukaryota; Fungi; Chytridiomycota; Chytridiomycetes; Spizellomycetales; Powellomycetaceae
Exons: 4
Coding region: 1-621 (206 amino acids)
Cellular component (GO): mitochondrion
Source: RefSeq, a predicted model, not a curated record